This is a messenger RNA of Talaromyces proteolyticus, 1709 nucleotides long. RefSeq names its product peptidase family C78-domain-containing protein. The transcript has 4 exons. Bases 45 to 1406 code for a protein of 453 amino acids. The record is from RefSeq and is a predicted model, not a curated record. Lineage: Eukaryota; Fungi; Ascomycota; Eurotiomycetes; Eurotiales; Trichocomaceae.
CAACAAUCGAUUCAGCAUGCACAUGUCUGCUGCAGCGUCUGCCAAUGUCUGCCAAUGAACACCAGGUGUUGUCGUGUCCCUUUUGCGAAUUCAAGGACCAUGAUUCAGAAUUUCUUACCCAACAUGUCACAUUAUGCCACCCGGAGGACCCAAACACCUCUGCGCCUCGGGAUGUGACGGGCGACCAUCUCAAGGCGGCAGAGCUAGGAGCCAGCAGCUACACUAACAAUGUUUCUUGUCCCCAUGGCUGCGGAGAAAUCGUCCAUAGGACCGAAUUAUCAGUUCACCUGGACUUGCACCUUGCAGAAACCUUGGCCCUCGAUGAAAAGGGGAACUGUAAUACGAUAACUCAUGCAGAUGACUCAGAAGACACUUUCCACGAUCGAUUUAUUAGUGUGAAGCAGGGCUCUCCAGACGCUCAUGGUAGCAGAAAGGUCUUUUCCGGGGAUGCUACCUCGACAAGGAUUAAUGAACAUAGAAAUGGCCCAAAGUCGAAAGAACAUAGCAGUAAAGGGGCAAGAAGAUUAGGGCGCUCAGAGCUAGGACCGUAUGCACAUGAGAAACAAAUGCCCUCAUGGCUGCGGAAACUACUUCAAACUGGGGCUAAAAUGAACCGUUUCAACAAGAUCAGCUCGAGUGGUACCAUCAUGAAAGAGGUGACUAUUGAAAACGAAGCUUCACAGGUCAUCCCCGUACUUUCAAAAUUGUGUCAGCAUGAUAGCAAUGUCCAGAGAGCUUUCCUUUGCUCCCCAAGUGUCAGACAUGUGUUCAAACUGCGUAGGGAGGGAGGCUUUUGUGGUUACAGAAAUAUACAGAUGCUCAUUUCAUAUAUCAGAGAUGCGCAACGACCUGGAAGCGAGCGCUUUCCAGGCCCUAACCUCCCCUCUAUUCUUGAGCUCCAAGAUAUGAUUGAAGAGGCCUGGGAUAAUGGAUACAAUAGUACUGGUAGGCUUGAAACUGGAGGUAUCAAAGGGACUAGGAAGUACAUAGGAACGCCCGAGGCACAAGCUCUGUUUUUGAGUCUCGGAAUAAGGUGCAGCGCUAGUGCUUUCAGUGAGAACCCAAGUGUUCAAGCCCAUGAUACUCUACUACAAGAUGUGGCAAACUACUUUCGAUCCGGGUGCUCUCUGGACACUGGAGAGAAGAUCCUGCAGACCGAAUUACCACCCAUCUACUUCCAACACCGAGGACACUCCAUGACAAUCAUCGGCUUUGAAAUAAGCAAAUGGGGUAGUGCGAAUCUUCUGGUUUUUGAUCCCAUGUUCAAAACAUCACCAGCAGUACGACGAUUGGUUCACCAGUACGUAAAACCUUCUGACCCUGCCCGGGUACUGAAGGCCUACAGGCGAGGUAUUCCUUACCUGAAAAAAUACAGGGAUUUCGAAACUUUGAGUCUAUAUGUAUAGCCAUUUUUGCAUAGCGUUGAGUAUGCCAGUUUUAACUUUCACGUUUUCACGUUUUCUCCUUUUCGUCAUCGGAUCCAAAUGCUCAAUUUAUUUGUUUUUCUGGCUUUGUUUGCUAUGUUUGUUCAGUGUAAUACUACAAAUAGUUUUAUCAUUCGUUAUCACCCACUCAUAUGAGACCGGAAAUAUCACGGGUAGGAGUUAAGCCCCAAACAACGCGGUCGCACCUAAUUUAUAGUUUAGAACUGAAUUUUAGUGACGAUACGUUGCAAACCAAACGCAGUGUAUGAGUCUUGCGGGUAUUGG